Macaca mulatta (Rhesus monkey) is the source of this 4519-nucleotide messenger RNA. Lineage: Eukaryota; Metazoa; Chordata; Mammalia; Primates; Cercopithecidae. The record is from RefSeq and is a predicted model, not a curated record.
GGCGGCCGGGCCGCGGCGGCCUCCGACUGGAUGCGGCGGAUCGCCGGGGGCCUGAGGGUGGAGUCCCGGUCGGAGGCAGGCCGGGACUCUGGUGGGUCGAGGCGCGGCUCGGACGCCAGCAGGUCGGCGGCGGCGGCAGAAGAGCGGCCGGGCGUCAGCUCCUCGACCCCGGUGCCGCCCUCGUCCAGCGAGGUGGGCGGGCGGCGCGGGCCCAUGGCCAGGCCCGGCAUGGAGCGGUGGCGCGACCGGCUGGCGCUGGUGACGGGGGCCUCGGGGGGCAUCGGCGCGGCCGUGGCCCGGGCCCUGGUCCAGCAGGGACUGAAGGUGGUGGGCUGCGCCCGCACCGUGAGCAACAUCGAGGAGCUGGCUGCUGAAUGUAAGAGUGCAGGCUACCCCGGGACUUUGAUCCCCUACAGAUGUGACCUGUCAAAUGAAGAGGACAUCCUCUCCAUGUUCUCGGCUAUCCGUUCUCAGCACAGCGGUGUAGACAUCUGCAUCAACAAUGCCGGCUUAGCCCGGCCUGACACCCUGCUCUCAGGCAGCACCAGCGGUUGGAAGGACAUGUUCAAUGUGAACGUGCUGGCCCUCAGCAUCUGCACACGGGAAGCCUACCAGUCCAUGAAGGAGCGGAAUGUGGACGAUGGGCACAUCAUUAACAUCAAUAGCAUGUCUGGCCACCGAGUGUUACCCCUGUCUGUGACCCACUUCUAUAGUGCCACCAAGUACGCCGUCACUGCGCUGACAGAGGGACUGAGGCAAGAGCUUCGGGAGGCCCAGACCCACAUCCGAGCCACGUGCAUCUCUCCAGGUGUGGUGGAGACACAGUUCGCCUUCAAACUCCACGACAAGGACCCUGAGAAGGCAGCUGCCACCUAUGAGCAAAUGAAGUGUCUCAAACCCGAGGAUGUGGCCGAGGCUGUUAUCUACGUCCUCAGCACCCCCCCACACAUCCAGAUUGGAGACAUCCAGAUGAGGCCCACGGAGCAGGUGACCUAGUGACUGUGGGAGCUCCUCCUUCCCUCCCCACCCUUCAUGGCUUGCCUCCUGCCUCUGGAUUUUAGGUGUUGAUUUCUGGAUCACUGGAUACCACUUCCUGUCCACACCCUGACCAGGGGCUAGACAAUUUGUUUGAGAUUUUUAUAUCAUCUUGUCAAAUUGCUUCGGUUGUAAAUGUGAAAAAUGGGCUGGGGAAAGGAGGUGGUGUCCCUAAUUGAUUUAUUUGUUAACUUGUUCUUGGUCCCCCUGGGCUCCGUGGCCUUUGUCUGCUCUCAGUCUCUUCCCUUUGAUAUGGGAAAGGAGUUGUGGCCAAAAUUCCCCCCAUCUUCUUGCACCUCAACCUCUGCGGCUCAGGGCUGGGGUGGCAGAGGGAGGCCUUCACCUUAUAUCUGCGUGGUUAUCCAGGGCUCCAGACUUCCUCCUCUGCCUGCCCCACUGCUCCCUCUUCCCCUUCUCUUUCUCCUUCUGGGCUCUCCAGCCCAAUCUUGGCUGCUCGUCCCCUCGUGGGGUCAUCCCUCCACUCUGACUAUGGCAGCAGAAUACCAGGGCCUGGUCCAGAGGAUUUCAUGGUGAUCAUUAAAAAAGAAAAAUUGCAACCAAUCUGCCUUGGCUUCAGGAGUGUGUCUUUCCAUUCUUUCCCCUUCUCUGUGAUCAGGGGUGCUUGUGUCUCAGAAUUUCUUCCAGGUCGGUCCCACCUGGGACCUACCUGGUGGGUGGAUUGGGGGCCUCACUCAUGGGAGUAUGGAUUACCUUAGGUAGCAGGAAUGGGUUUGUUUGGGUCUUGAAAACGUGUAGGAGUUUGACAAAGCGAAGAAGACAGGUGUGCAAGGCUGAGAGGCCUGGAAGAGCAUGCAGUGCUGUGCGAACAGCACAGAACUUAAGUGCAGGAGCAAGAUGGGGCUGAAGAGGCAGCUCCUUCCUGCCUUCCUGGAUCGCUGGGGGGCUGAGUGCUGCGCAAAAGUCUCGCCAUUCCCUGUGGGACGGGGGCGUUAGUGGGCUUAUCAGCAGGGACAGGACAGGCUCAGAGUCACUUAGGAAGAGAAUCAGCGGCCCGGGAUAGGAAGUGACUGCUGGGGUCCUCCUGCUGGCUGGUGAUGAGCUAGUGAGUAGUAGUUCUGGGGAAAAUCACCAGCGCCGGGAUGUGGGGAGGGAGGCAACAAGACUGAAUUGGUUGACCAGGAAGGCCAACCCAUCUCCUUAAAGUGCCCUUCGCUGGUGCGUGAGUGAAUGCAGUCCCCGACCUCCUUGACCUCGAGGAACACAGGACGCAGCCGGUAGUACGGCCAGCUCAGCACGCUGCUCCUCUAGCCCUGUAGGAGGUGCUGUGGGGACAGCCUGGCGACCGCGCAUGCGCAAAACACCGUCAGGAAGAGGCGCCAGGGACUGGGGGUGGGCUCCCGAACCCGGAAGCGAGGGAACCCACGUGGGAGCUUGGGAGGGGACGGUCGUAGCUCUCUAGUCCAGUUGUGGGGAAUGCGGCCUGUUUCUUCCUGUCCGAGAGAGCUCGGCGGAGGCAGUUGUCGAGUACCCUUCACCCCUGUGUUGGGAGCCUGGGAGCGAACUGCGGCGUGGGUUACCGUUCCCGGGGACGCAGCAGGGGGCUGCAGUCCCCUGGCGGGAGCUGCGCCAUGGCACUGCUCUCGACCAUCCGGGGCGCGACCUGGGGUCGCCUCGUCACCCGUCAUUUCUCCCAUGCAGCGCGGCGUGGGGAGCGGCCUGGUGGGGAGGAGCUAAGCCGCUUGCUGCUGGAUGACCUGGUGCCGACCUCGCGGCUGGAGCUUCUGUUUGGCCUGUCCCCGUGUCUCCUGGCUCUGCGGGCCGCCCGCCGCUCCGUGGCCCGGCUCCUGCUCCAGGCGGGUAAAGCUGGGCUGCAGGGGGAGCGGGCCGAGCUGCUCCGGAUGGCCGAGGCGCGGGACAUUCCAGUUCUACGGCCCAGACGGCAGAAACUGGACACAAUGUGCCGCUACCAGGUCCACCAGGGUGUCUGCAUGGAGGUGAGCCCGCUGCGGCCCCGGCCUUGGAGUGAGGCCGGGGAGGCGAGCCCAGGCGACGACCCCCAGCAGUUGUGGCUCGUCCUCGAAGGGAUCCAGGAUCCCCGGAAUUUUGGGGCUGUGCUGCGUUCCGCACACUUCCUCGGAGUGGAUAAGGUCAUCACCAGCCGGAGAAACAGGCACGGACGUCCCUCAUUCUCCAUGUGCCCCAACUUGGAGAUGCAGCCAAGUUCCUAAGCACCUUGGCCCUUGGGUGAUCCCUUAGCCAGACUCACCUGUCCCAGAACUCUCACGCCUCUAGCCCUUGGGAGCCCGGGGAGGGUAGGGAGCCGGGCUUGAGAUGGCCCAGCCUAAUGCGGUGAAUGGGGAAACCUUGCAGCUGCCCGCUCACUCCAGUAGUCAGCAAGGCCAGCGCGGGGGCUAUGGAGGUGAUGGACGUGUUCUCCACCGAUGACCUCACUGGAUUUUUACAGACCAAAGCCCAGCAGGGCUGGCUCGUGGCCGGCACAGUGGGCUGCCCAAGGGCAGAGGAUCCCCAGUCCUCCGAGAUCCCCAUCACGAGUUGCUUGGAGUUCCCCUGGGAUCGGCCUACUCUCCUUGUGCUGGGUAGGUGGAUGUCCCUGCUUUUGUGCCCAGAUUACAUUUCCCGAGCAAUUGGAUGUCCAGCUGGGCAACCCUAACCCUCGGCCCCAUGCCCUGCAGGGAAUGAGGGGUCAGGUCUGUCCCAAGAGGUGCAGGCCUCCUGUCAGGUUCUCCUCACCAUCCUGCCCCGGCGCCAGCUGCCUCCUGGACUUGAGUCCUUGAACGUCUCUGUGGCUGCAGGAAUUCUUCUUCACUCCAUUUGCAGCCAGUGGAAGGGUUUCCCCACAGAAGGGGAAAGAAGGCAACUUCUCCAAGACCCGCAAGAACCGGUCUGAAGGACUCAGCGUGGCUCAGCACCCAGGGCUGUCUUCAGGAUCAGAGAAAGAGAGGCAAAAUGAGAGCUGACGUGGACUGUCCACAGUGUUCACAUGCUGGAGUCAGGGACGGCCGCACCUGCCUCCGCCUGCUCCAGUGUGCAGGAGCCUCUGCCUGAGUGUGCACCAGGCCCAUGUUUAUUGACCACGGUCUCGUGGGGGAAGGGGACUGCGGUGGAGACCAGAGGAAGCUGUUUCCUGUUGUGAUGUUGGACCUGUAGUAGGACAUGGUAGUUUGUUAAUUUCCAUGGGAAGCCAUGAUGGCCUAGCAUGGAGAGACUCUCCUCCCAGGCCCUGUCUGGAAGUUGAGGGGAAGUCUAGACAUCUGCAGGGAGGCAGGCAGCCCAGCCCAGGGGACCCGUUCCUCUUGAACCAGUCAUUGCCUGUGGCAAAUGUGUGUGUGAGAAUGUAGGGUGUGGAGGGCAGGACCCUGACGUGGGGUAGACAGUGCACACGUCAGGCCCACACACGGCCCCACCCUGGGGCCUUGAGCACAGGUCUCAUCUUUCUGUGCCUCUGGACUGUGCACCUACCUCACGGGGUUGUUGUGAGGCUCGAAUAAAACAUCACUCAGCA